AUGUCUUCUACAGACACAGCUGAUGAAUGUGAGGAUCUAGUAAGCUUGACAAAAGACUUAACAAGAAGAGACCUUAAAAAGAAACGUAAAAAAAAUCACUUUGAUAUUAAUACUAAAACCACCAUUUUGAAUCUUUACAAACUUGGAUUAAUACAUAAUCCUGAUUUACUAAAAAAAAAAAUUGCAGCUGAAGUUGCCAAUAGAGUAGGCGUGUCCACUAGCAGCGUUUACAGGGUGAUUAGGGAAUACAACACAACUAAUUCAUUUUCCCCACCACAGACAAAUCAAAAUCGUAAAAACACUUUUAACUCAAUGGACAAUGCUACAAAACAGGCUAUAAAACUGAAGGUUCAACAGUUUCUCUCCACCAAUUCCCAGGUUCACCACACCAUAGAGACACUUGUAAGGGAGGUCAACAGAGAUCCAAAUUUACCAAACUUUAAAAGAACUACUUUUUUAAAGCUGUUGAAUCUACUAAAAUUUAAAUUUACCAAACGUGGGAGAAAUAGCGUUUUACUGGAUACCUCAACUACUGAUUGUGACUCAUCAAGCGAAGAUUUAAAAAAAGAAAUAAUACCUAGCGUUCCAGAGCUGGUACUUAUUAAGGAAGAAUCAGGAGAAAUUUACAUUAAACAAGAACCAGAAGAGCGAAUUUAUAUUAAAGAAGAACCGCUGAUGUUUAGUGAACAAUUAGAAGAACAAAUUAAUAUUAAACAAGAGCCAAUUUAUUUUAAGGAAUAUAAUAUAAAAGAAGAAUCGGAAACCAUUUUAUGCAUUUAA
Messenger RNA from Brassicogethes aeneus, 780 nucleotides. The record is from the annotation of a GenBank genome assembly. Lineage: Eukaryota; Metazoa; Arthropoda; Insecta; Coleoptera; Nitidulidae.